This is a messenger RNA of Melospiza melodia melodia, 3531 nucleotides long. RefSeq names its product dolichyldiphosphatase 1 (gene DOLPP1). Gene Ontology annotation, molecular function: dolichyldiphosphatase activity. The transcript is spliced from 8 exons. Gene Ontology annotation, biological process: protein N-linked glycosylation; lipid biosynthetic process. Lineage: Eukaryota; Metazoa; Chordata; Aves; Passeriformes; Passerellidae. Gene Ontology annotation, cellular component: intracellular membrane-bounded organelle; endoplasmic reticulum membrane. The record is from RefSeq and is a predicted model, not a curated record. The coding region runs from base 19 to 735 and encodes 238 amino acids.
GCCCGGUAUCCGGGUAAGAUGGCCGCAGUCGGGGAGUGCUCGCUGCCCGCGCCGUGGCGGCCGGUCUCCCUCACUCACGUCGAGUAUCCCGCAGGUGAUUUCUCUGGCCAGCUUUUAGCUUAUUUGAGUCUUGGUCCAAUAUUCAUUAUUGUUGGCUUUGUAACACUCAUCAUAUUCAAGAGAGAGCUUCACACGAUCUCUUUCUUGGGAGGGCUGGUGUUCAACGAGGCAGUGAACUGGUUAAUAAAAAAUGUAAUCCGGGAGCCUCGGCCGUGCCAAGAAGCCCAUUCUACAGUGACCACAAAAUAUGGGAUGCCGUCCAGCCACUCCCAAUUCAUGUGGUUUUUCUCUGUCUAUUCUUUUCUGUUCCUUUAUUUAAGAAUGCACCAAACAAACAACGCGAGGUUUCUGGAUUUGCUCUGGCGACACGUGCUGUCCAUCUGCCUCGUCACAGUGGCUUUGCUAGUCUCAUAUAGUAGGGUUUAUUUGCUUUACCACACCUGGAGCCAAGUCCUAUAUGGAGGUGUGGCAGGAAGCAUCAUGGCCAUAGCCUGGUUUGCCUUCACACAGGAGAUCCUAACUCCCCUCUUCCCGAGGAUAGCUGCAUGGCCAAUUUCAGAGUUCUUUUUAAUCCGAGAUACCAGCCUCAUUCCUAACAUCCUGUGGUUUGAAUACACAGUCACAAGAGCAGAAGCAAGGAACAGACAGCGCAAGCUGGGUACGAAGCUGCAGUGACCGGGACCAGGGCGCUGUAAUGGACAGACAAGAGCAGAGACCUGGGAGCAGCAAGGAGCCUUUUUACAGACGGACCAAAGGAACAGGCAGGGACCAUACCCAAAACCUGAAAGCCUUUGCUCUGCUUUAGCAGCUAAGCUGGAUGCUCCCUGAUGCAUGUGGGACCGUGCAGGAGUAGAAACUCAUUUUGAACACAGAUGCACAUGGUUGGAUGUACCAUCGUGUCUACGUCAGGGGAGGGGGGAGAAAAUGCCUGGUGUCGUGUUCGGGGGAGGGAAAACCAAAAAUGAAUCCUUUCUGUGACUUUUUUUUUCAGCAUGAAAUAUACACACUAUUUAUUUAUUUUUUUAAAUGGAACUAUUGUUUAUGGGGUGGGUGAGCCGUUGAUUGUGUGUUUUGCUUUUUUUUUUUUUUUUUACUUUUUUUUUGGAAGAAGAUGACAAAACUAUAAUCUCAAGCUGGUCAUGUUUAAUUAGGGCUUCUAAUUCUUACAUGGUUCUUAGGAGGGAGGGGAUCUAGAAGGGGUGACCAAGACAGAAGGAAGAGGAAGACUUUCCUUUCUGCAGUCAGUUUGGGAGAUCAAAAUCAAUUCCAACUGUACUUUGUACAGACAAAAAGACAGACUAUAAAGAUCUGAUUUUUAACACUAGUGACAGUUCUGCAGGGAGUCCUGCACGGAUACCAGUUAAGGGGAGUGUGUGUGUAAAACAAAGGAAAAACACAAAUAUACUGACGCUUAUUUUUUUUCCACUGCUGCUCCUGUUGUGUAAUUAGCAAGAGUGUCCUUUUCAGAAUCUCUUCCAGGUGGCAAGAUUAUCAUACAUAUCUCACAUUUAUUCCAUCUCUUCCUUUAUACUUUUAUUAUCUCAGGGUUGCUGUGAUCUGUACAGCUUUUGUUGUACUGAGUGUGCCGAGGGCACUGGGAAGCCCAUUGGUUAUAAGCAGUGCUGUGCUCCAGUGAGAGUCAGCCCAAAGCCUUACAAAAUUCAGUUGCUGGUCUCUGUCUUAAGCACUGGAUUUUUUUUUUUCCUGUUAAAGCUUAAGGGAGGGAUUUUUAUGAAUGAACAUAGUGACAACCACAAAAGAACAAGGCAAAUGACUAAUAACUAGCUCAGCUGCUCUCUGAAUUAUUCCUUGAAGAGCCCUAUUAGACUCCAUCCAUGAACUCCAAGUAGGGAAUUUAUCCUAGCAGAGGCUCCAUCACAGUGGCUUGGUUGGGGUUCUGCAGCUGUAACCUUGAAUGCUGAACUCCUACCAGCAAGUUUUGCUCUCCAUCCUUCUUCCAUGGCGGUUGUGGCGCUCUGGGUGCUGUGUCUCUGUGGGAGUGUGCCUGCCAUCUCUGUGUGCUGGUGAUGCCUACGACCCCUGUGAGCCAUCAGUGACCUGCCAAGGGCUAUUCUCACAGUGCUUCAGGGCUGUGCAUGGACACUUGCUGUAUUUCUAGUAUUUAAUGCAGCAGUUCAAGUGUAACUACAGAGAAGUAUUUAUUCAAAGCACAAUUGACUUGAACUUUCACAGAUAAAGGACAGCUUCUGAACUGGCUCAAAGGUCAUCGGUGUGCCUUCGAUGCAGUCAUGAGCAGAGGUAAAAUGACUGUCACAUCUCAGUCUUGCUGCUUGUUUUACUAUCUCCACUUUAAUCAGACUCCUGCAUUAUGAAGCUGCUUGAAGUCAGAUUUUUUUUUUUCUGUUCAUCCUGGUUAUUUUUUUUUUUUUAAGUUUUCAUCUGUGCCUGUUGCUAUAGGAGUUUGUGUGUUUGUGUGGAGCUGCUGUUGGACACUCAGAGUGUAAACUGUAGAAAGUGAUCCUGAUUCAGGAGAUCAGGAAUGAAGGCUGUUUAAAUUUCUGUGUUUAAAUAGCUACGGGUAGUAAAUUAACUGUUUUCAGUUGGUACAGCAAGUAUAUAUAUAUAUAUAAUUUUUUUAAGAACUGUUUAGCAUAACAUAAGCAAUCCUGUAACAUCUGAAGCACUGGAUGUGCUUUGAAGGUGCAUCAUAAUCAAGAGGCAUCUUGCAGCUUUCAUAAGGACAUUUAAUCUGCCUUAGACCAGCUCUGUUGGCAUGAGACAGGACAUCAGGCAGAUCCCAUGACAUGGUGGUACCACAUGUUUCAGUUUGAAAACUGGUACUUAUGUCUUGCAAAACCAUUCCUUUUCUCUUUAUAUCUUUUGUAAGUGCACUGACAAAGCCAGAACAGAGAUCACACCUCUCUUCCAAGGUUGCUGAAGGAGUGGAUUGUUUCAGGAGUGGCUUAGCACUUCCCCAGCCUCUCGAGCUGUUACAACAGACUGCUGGAAAAAAUAAAUAAAUGGAAACACCUAUUGAGCAUAGGGAAGAGGGUUCAUCUCCUCAUGGAGAGCAGUGCAGUGUAAAAAGCUGUUCCACUUCAUGUUGCCUUCAAACCCAAGCUUCCUACAGUAAUUCUUAGGAGUGAGGGAGAGGAAGAAGAGCUCUUGUAAGACACUGUAAUAAACUUUCCUCUGUUCUCUCUGAAUUGUUUGUAAUCUGCAUCUUCUGCCUACUUUUGCUGUACCUUUUCAGAAAUCUUUGCAAUACUUGAUAUAUGGUAGAAAUUCCUUAGUGAUUCCAUGGAUUUUCUUAACUAAAUGGUGCUGUGCAGGAAAAAGAUUUGAGCUCUGCCUUAUUAUCCUACACUUGUAUGAAAUCUCCUGCCACUAGUUUUCUGAAAUUGAAUGUUUUCUUUGGAAUAUGUGGCUUUGCAAGCAGAUGCUUUCUCUUCCUCCCCUGUACUCAAGGGGGCUGGAUGGAGAUAUGACAAUAAAAGGAAGGUGACAGAA